Messenger RNA from Penicillium olsonii, 1284 nucleotides. The record is from the annotation of a GenBank genome assembly. NCBI's taxonomy places the organism in Eukaryota, Fungi, Ascomycota, Eurotiomycetes, Eurotiales, Aspergillaceae.
AUGUCCAAACCCUCAAUCGGAUUCGUCGGCCUCGGAGCCAUGGGCUUCGGCAUGGCUACCCACCUCGUGAAAGAAGGCUACCCAGUCCACGGCUUCGACGUCUUCCCCGCCUCCGUCGACCGUUUCGCAGCCGCAGGCGGAAUCCCCACAUCCUCACUGGAGGAAUCAGCCCGUGACAAGGCCUUCUACGUGUGCAUGGUCGCUUCCGCACCACAGGUGCAAAGCGUCCUAUUCGGCGAGGGGGGCAUAGUACCCGCCCUCCCACUCAAUGCAACCCUCCUCCUCUGCUCCACCGUCCCAGCAACAUACGCCCUCUCCGUAGCAUCCGAACUAGCCACCUCACGCCCCGACAUCAAAUUCAUCGACGCCCCCGUCUCAGGGGGCGCCUUGCGCGCCGCAUCAGGAACCCUCUCAAUCAUGGCAGGAGCCUCUGACGAAGCCCUCUCGCAAGGCCAAUUCCUACUCCAGGAAAUGUCCGAUGCGAACAAGCUAUAUCUUGUUCCUGGGGGCGUGGGCGCAGGAAGUAAUAUGAAGAUGGUGCAUCAGGUUCUGGCGGGAAUUCAUAUUCUAGGCGCUAGUGAGGCGAUGGGAUUCGCGGCGCGGUUGGGGUUGGGUGCUGUGCGGACUGCGGAGAUGAUUAAGGGGUCUGGGGCUUGGACGUGGAUGCAUGAGAAUCGGUUGCAGAGGAUGUUGGAGGAGGAUUGGAAUCCUGGGGCUAGUGCUUUGACUAUUAUUUUGAAGGAUGUUGGCAUUAUUACUACUUCUGCGAGGCAAAGUCAGUUCCCGACUCCGUUGGCUUCGACGGCUGAGCAGGUUUAUCUCUCUGCUUUGUUGCAGGGGUAUGGGGCUGUGGAUGAUUCGUCUAUGGUGCGUCAGUAUUUCGGUGAGCCGAUUAUGAAGGUGGAGGGCUCCGAGUCCGAAGAGGAUUUGCAGCUCGUGCUGGAUCUCAUGGAAAUUACGAAUCUGGUUGCUGCGGCUGAGGCGAUUGCUUUCGCGCGCUAUCUCAAUGUCGAUCUGAAGCAGUUCUUUACCCUUGUGAGUGAUGCGGCUGGUGCAAGUCGGCAGUUCAUGACAAAGGGGUUGGAGAUGAUCGAGGGGCAGAUCGGGGGAUCGGAGACGCUCGAUGCGGCUGCGGCGCGUUUGGAAAAAGCUGUGCAGAAGGCCCGGGAUUUGCAUUGUCCUUUGCAUUUGGGAAAUGCUGCUUUGGGCGUGUUGUAUCUGGCUAAGAAAUCUGGGCUUGGGGGUGAAGGGAGUGCUAGUGUGGUGAAGACUUUUGGAAAUUAG